Molecule: messenger RNA, 3372 nt
Organism: Hymenoscyphus albidus
Lineage: Eukaryota; Fungi; Ascomycota; Leotiomycetes; Helotiales; Helotiaceae
Source: the annotation of a GenBank genome assembly
CCAAUUACAGGAAGCGAUGCAAACACCAGCACAGCACCUUUAUGGUGAUCACAUAAGAUCCAACGCGGUCAGAUGAACAUUUUCGCGGUCAUCUAACAUACUUUAGGCGGUUGCAGCGCUUCCCUCUCUUGUGCUACGAGCUGUUUGUCUCCGGCCUGAGGUUUGGUCGUAUGAGGAACCCAAAUUAAUACCUAUGCACUCGAAAAAGCGAACUUUUGGUUGAUGUCAGUCUGUCAGAACAGAUGAGAAAGCUGGAGCAUACGGAGAUACGAUAUCAAACAUCCAUUGGUCCUAUACAUUUGGGUGUCACGAGCAAUGAGUUCCCAACUAGGCUGUGUAUUGACUGUGGCGUCUCAACCCGGCCAGCUGAAAAAACACAACAGAAGAGAUGGAAACGAACAUUGCACCUCGUCCCAAGGCUUCAUUGACGUCAACAAACCUUUUCAAGCUUUAUAAAAACAUCACAAUUGUUCGGCUAUUAUUCUUGAGGAGAUGGAAACUGCUCAAAAACAAUCAAACACGAUAUUCAGUGGGGUCGGUUCUAUGACUGGGGGCACAGUUGAUGACCAAGGCAACAGGAUCCCAGAGUUUCAUUCCGAGCAACCUCUGAACUUGAACCAAACAGGAUUUGUUGAUGCGAACCUAUUAUCGCGAAUCGUUGAAUCCUCCAGCUCGGAGCCAUGUAUCCAUACUACAGAGCCCGAAAUCUGGCGCUACUCGGCUGGGAAUGGCCGGGAUUUUCUGCCCAAACCAAAAGCAUGGUCUUUUCACGAUGAUGUCUCGGCACCUAUAUCAAGCGGGGAGCCUUCAUCGACAAAGUUACAGAGGCUCGAGAGGGAUGACUCCCCUCCACCUCCACCUCCUUUGCCACCUCAAAGCCCUGGUUUUGACGGCGAAUUCGAUGAAAAUGGUGAAAUCUCCUACGCAGAAGAUGACUUUUUUUCUCCAAGGGGCCGCCGUUCCUCAGAGAACCAGCCAGAGAGGAAAGUAACAGUAGCACGAAGCAUUGGUAACGAUAGCGAUGAUGACCCCGCUGGUGGUUUCUUUCCUUCCCGCCAGGGCUCUACUUCAUCAAGGAAAGUUUCUAUAUCACGAAGCGUUGGAAAUGAUCCUGAAGUUGAUGGCGAACUUUUUCUGCCUUCCCUUUCCUGGAAAGUUGCCAAUGUGAUGAAAUACAUAAAAAGGGAACGUUCACGAACUCGGCCUCGUUUAGGCUUGGGGACAAUUCUUCGUAUGAGGUCUUGUGAAGCUCUAUUUGCCGGCCCACCAAAAGGUCAAACUCUCCCAAUUGUUAUUGGUGAGUAUACCAAAAUUCCUGAUUGACCAUACUCUCGCCCUCGAGGGGACACUCGACUUAUUUAGAAUUUAUCUGCUGACUUCAUUCGUAUAGAUAAUUACAAGUACGAGUCGCUAGAUCCUUCGGCAAAUCAAAUCAGACUUAUCAGACUUGAGCCGAAAUGUAGCAGUGGGAUAACGGCUAGCCUAUUUAUCGCUUCUCUGAACGAUGCACCCAAAUAUGAAGCAUUAUCAUACACCUGGGGGAAUUCGCACCUUCAUUCUUCAAUACAAGUCGACAACAGUCCGUUUCAUGUAACCCAGAAUCUAGGGACGGCUUUAGAGAACCUUAUGGGUAGCGAAGUGCGGGUUCUCUGGAUAGACGCGAUAUGUAUCAACCAGAAAGAUGAUAAGGAACGAAGUGAUCAAGUCUCCAAAAUGCGAACUAUUUACGCACAGGCAAGUGCGGUUGUCGUUUGGCUUGGGAAUCAUUCACAACAUAGCACUUUGGCAGUUUCUCUUCUACAAGAAAUGGACGCAAAAUUAAACGACAAGUGGCAUAUGAAGCGACUUCUUGGCUCUACGAAGAAUCUCAACGCCCUUCAAGGCCUAUCCAAAGUCUUGAAUCGCGAAUACUGGUGGCGAAUCUGGGUAAUCCAAGAAGUACACUUUGCACCCCAAAUAACAAUCCACUGUGGAGACUCUAGUAUCUCAUGGGCGAAGUUGAUUCGGAUACAAGAACAACUAAGUACCAAGUACAGUCAAGCCAUACACGAUCUCUCUGCCCUUCACUCCUCUCUACGACAUUUGUACACAGCCGUGAAAUUCAGAGGCCCGACCUCCCUGAUAGUCAACCGCUCGUCUUUGUCUAAUCCUAAGACCUCUCUAGUCCCAACUCUCUUCGAAGCAUUGCUCAUGCACCGCCUCAAACACUCCACCGACCCACGCGACAAAAUAUACGCUCUCGUCGGCCUAACAACCGCUCGCUCAGAUCCGAAUUUCCAAAUCGAUUACUCCCAUUCAGUUCGACAGGUCUAUAUCGACACAGCAUCAUAUAUCCUCACUACCUCCAAAACCCUAGAUUUCCUUUGCGCCAAAACGAAAGGCGAUGAGUUUCCCCAAGAUCUCCCAUCCUGGUGUCCAAACUGGGCGUCUACCGGAGCAAACUGCCCCAUCCCUUUCCGUCACGCAACACGAAUUGGAACAUACGCCGCAUCCCAGAACCUACCCCCGCGGGCCUCAAUCAACAAAACCACCGGAACCUUAACAACAAAAGGCCUCCACAUUCGUUCACUCACCCACAUAAGCCCCCCCUCCCCCAUGAAAACAAUCAACGAUACCCAAGGAGCCAUCCAAACAGUGCAUAUCUUUUUCCAAUUCCUCAACUCCCUAAACCUACAGAACCCAUCACCUACCACUCACCCCCACCUCCCCCACCACCUCCAAUUCCUCACUCUCCUCCUAGGCCCCACACCCCUCCAUGACGAUCACGAACUUGAGCCGCUACUCCAACACCUAUCCGAAUACCAGGACCUCAUAGACUACUGGGUCAUCCCUCCCCCUUUACCCGCAGACCUCACCCAUCUAUCCCAAGUCUUCGAGCAAACCUUCUUCAAGCGGAGACUAUUCGUCACGGAACGGGGAGAAAUGGGGUUAUGCGAGGAAGGAGGGAGUGUGGGCGAUGGGGUAUGUAUUCUUUUUGGGUGUUUCUUGCCGGUUCUUUUGCGAUGGGUGGGUGGGGAGGCUGGGGAUGAGGUGGGUAGGGAUGGUAGUAAUAGAAUUGACGGAAUAAACAACACAGAGGAAAAAGUCCUCGAGAGCAAGAAAUGUCACUUCAUAAGCGACGUUCUAUUAGGCGGGUUUAUGCACGGCAGGGCAAUUAAAGAAUUUGAAUCUGGUAGAGGUGGGUAUUCGGAGGAGACGUUUGUUCUAGGUGGUUAGAACUUAGGAUGGUUUAUCCCAUGGUAGGGAAGAGGAUGGAUGAAGUACUUGUACUCGAAUAUAAUCUGUUUUUAUUUCUUUUCGGUUCUUUUCGGUUAUGAUAUACCUACCUCCCUUUUACUCUACCGCUCUUUGCAACUUUUAAUCCCAUGACUA